Ramularia collo-cygni is the source of this 2550-nucleotide messenger RNA. Its product is annotated as related to cephalosporin C regulator 1 (cpcR1 gene). Lineage: Eukaryota; Fungi; Ascomycota; Dothideomycetes; Mycosphaerellales; Mycosphaerellaceae. Gene Ontology annotation, molecular function: DNA-binding transcription factor activity, RNA polymerase II-specific; RNA polymerase II cis-regulatory region sequence-specific DNA binding. Bases 1 to 2550 code for a protein of 849 amino acids. The record is from RefSeq and is a predicted model, not a curated record. Gene Ontology annotation, biological process: regulation of transcription by RNA polymerase II. The transcript is spliced from 2 exons.
AUGUCGGCUCGCCAUAGCCACCGGCCUGAUAGUCGCGCGUCGACUCAGAGCGCGGCAUCUCAUCACCACGAUACCUCGGGACAGGAUGUCAAGUCUUCAUACCUAGUGCCAGGACCCGAAGCAGCACUGCUAGAAUAUCACGCGAAUAUGCUCCCCCAGCAGAUGCCGCAGUAUCAGCAAAUGCAUCCCCAGCAGCAGCAGCAACAACAACAAACACAACAACACAUGAAUCACCAGCACUCGCACUCGCACAGCGUACAAUACCCGAUGCAAGCGCAAUACACUGCACAGGAUUCGCCGUAUAUGCAGCAGGAUAUGACCUUUGCGCAACAUACACGAGUGGGCUCGGUGCCCGCGCAAUUGAUUCCCGACAUUGCCGAUGACAAGCGGCGGAAAGGCUCGGCCGUCACGGCCACCAACGACAAAGAAUUGCGCGAAAUGCUGGUCAGGAAUGAAGGUCGGCCGCUGAGGGACGUGGCACAGGAGGUCAUUCAGAAGGAGAGGACUCCCAUGGCGGAAAAGACGAAGCAGCUGUUUGCGAUGCUUUGGCUCCGCGCGGUCUGCAAACCUGCAAAGACUUCCGUCCCGAGGAAUCGCGUCUACUCUCAAUAUGCCACGCGCUGUGGGACGGAGAGAGUGGUGCCUCUCAAUCCGGCAUCUUUCGGAAAAUUGGUUCGAGUCAUCUUUCCGGGCAUCCAAACUCGGAGACUGGGAGUGAGAGGCGAGAGCAAGUACCACUAUGUCGAUUUGGCGCUGGAGGAGGAGCAGCCGAACAUGCCAUCAACAUGGCAAGGGAAUGGAUUCGCCCAUCUCCAAGACCGACAGCGGUCGCAAUCUGCGGGCAUAAAUCACAUUGACUUUAAUAACAUUCCACGACUGCAGGCCGACACUGCCGCCUUCCCCACAGCUGAUGGAGGCUUUGAUGUGCCGACUACACAUGUUCCAACGCCACGCGGGCCAGCUUCCAAGGGACAGUCCUUCGUGUAUCCGGAAGCACGUGGCAUGCAGCCUGGGACCGCCGAGUCACUGUCUUACACUCACACGCUCCGCUUUCCCUCAAGCAACAUGCCGGCAUUCUCCGAGAAUGAAUCAGUCAACCUCCCCUCAAUACAUCCAUACCUCCCACCACGAACCGACAACGAUACAGCCGAAGCACUUGCAGCACUUUACAGGACACACUGCACAUCGCUCAUCGACAGCAUCCGGUUCUGCAAGGAGAAGCAGUUCUUCCGACUGUACACUUCAUUCCACGGCACACUCACAGUACCUGUACAGAAACUGUUCACACACCCUAAUCUAGCUCACUGGAUUGAGCAAUGCGAUCUUGUCAUGUACCGGACCAUGGUGCGCUUCGUGAGCCGUCUCACAUUGCAAGCUGCACCAGUGAUUGUCAUCAACAUUCUUUCCAACAUUUCCGCAACCCUCCACAACCACAUCGCAAAGACCUUUUCACAACAGCCGCCUCAUGUUCUUGAAGCCAAGCUACGGCCUGCCACCAUCUUCGCUGGAUUGUUAUAUCGUUUGAUCCGAGUCAAUCAGUCCGCCCACGCAGCUGCAAACCUCCUCACCAUCGACCAGAACCGAGAACAAAUGUGGCAGGAAUGGGUGACCAUGGUGAACCCCAAGCGUGUCAUGGAGGCAGAGCUACCUGACUGCGGAUAUGAUGAAGUGUACAAGAUCAUGACAACGGAGAUGCGCAGCUUGUUGGAACCCCUGCAAGCCCCGUCUUACCAAGACGAUGCCUCGUACUACAAUUUCGAGGCAGAUAAUGGUGGCUUCGCACAAUUCCUCCAAAGCCAAACUACCCACCCGAGAAAUCCAACCUCUGCAAUCUCUACGGAGAAUGUUUUGGACAGAUGGCAGGCCUUUCUCGCAUCGGUACCAGGACGCUUUCCACAAGCACCGGCGAGAACAAUCCUGCAUUGUAUCUCUGCUGUUGGAACGGCCGCGUUGCGAGACAUUACCAUCAUGAGUGGCUUGUCAUACGGUCACUGGUGGGUGUUGAAGAUCUUUGUCGAUGAAAUGGCGCUUUGGAUGGCUGAGAUGGGUGGCUUUCUCGAACCCACCAUGAGCGCCACUCCUCUCAACAAUAACAACAUAUACCAAUCCCCUGCGCUGGAGAAUUGUAAUGGAAGGAGCCAUAGUGGGAGCCGGAUGAGCAGUAUGGGACCGAAUGGCGCCUCUAAUAAUGGCCACGACGGCGCAUCACAGUCUGGAUACAUGGCAGAUUCCCAGCAAUCACAGAAUUUUGCCCAACAACAACAUCAUCUCCAGCAGGUGCAUCAAGUUCAGCAAGUGCAGCAAGUCCAGAACCAGAGCAUGUCCUUUCUAGCGCAGCAUCAGAGUUCUGGUGGCGCCAAGCGACAGUCACAGUCCCAACAGCAGCAGCAGCAGCAGCAGCAGCAACAUCACGAACCCGAUGUCGAUGAUAGUGGGAUUGGCAUGUCGUUGAUGGAUGAUGAUCUGACCAUGGCCAAGUUUGGUGUUUCGGGGCCGCAUAUUGGGAUGGAGGGUGCGGGGAUGAUGGACAUGCGGAUUGAGACUCUAUGA